AUGAUUUGGUUUUUGUUCAACGUUCUAUUGAUUCACGCUGGCAGUGCUCUUCAGGAUUUUCAACCAAAAUGUAAGAAAUUAUGUUUUUUGUAUGUUUAUGUGUAAGAUAAUAUAUAUAUAUAUAUAUAUAUAUAUAUUUAGUGGCAUUACAUUUUCAAAUGGUACUAAAGCGGGAUAUGUAAUUUAAAUCAACGGGUGGCUUAAAAACUUAAAUUUUUUUUUAGUUUUUUUUAAAUUGGACAAGUGGUAUUAACUAGACCUGUUAAGGGGCCAAGAGAAAGCUAGUGAUUUGACGUUCUUGAUAAAAGGGCUUAUAAAUUUUAAAAUCUGUUUAUUUAAUGUUUUAAUAACAUAAUUUCAAAGAAAAAUAAUUAGAAGUCAAAAAAUGACAAACUUAUAAGCUUAAAACACAAUGCCAACUUGGCUGAAAAUUCGAAACCUUAGCUUUUGAUCUUGAUUUUCUUGAGAUUGACUGAAAAGCGCGAUUUAGCCUUUGCUUAAGGUCUUAAAUUUACAUUUCCUUGCUAUGAAAAAUUACUUUUUAAAAUUUUUUUGUUUAAAAAAGAUAAUUUUAAACUUUUUUCAAUUUUUUUAAGUUUUCUUUCCUCUUUACCUAUUUCUGAUUGUACGACCUUGAUAAACACAGUAAUUUUUUACUUUCAGUAACCUGGGAAUGCGGGGAGAAGGCAGUAAAAGUGUCAAUCACAACUGACACUCCAUUUUUUGGCCUAGUCCACCCAAUUGGCGUCAGAUCUCCGGAAUGUACAGCACGAGGUACUGGUGGUACUAGUGUGUCAUUCAAAAUCGAUUACAAAAAGUGUCAAAUUCCAUCUGACAAACAGAGUAAGCGACAUAGUGUGGCAUUGGAAGUUCAUGAACAUCAUCUUUUACUUCUCGAACAAGAUGAACAACUCGAGUUUGAAUGUCGGGUGAAAGGUGAAAGUACUACAACAAGCACUGUGGAGCCUGAAGUUGAGGAGAAGGAAGACACAUUGCCAUUCGAAGUUAGUGGCUUUGGAAAUGACACUGGCGUUGAGGUGGUUAGAGAUGUUACUACAAGGUAUUUAAGAUGUAUAUAGUGCAAAUCUAUACCUAUAACUAGUUAUAUUUGGUUUUUUGAGACGAAUAUAAGGUCUGUAACUCUACUAUAAUAUAAAUUUUUUUCAGGUCAACAAUAAAAUCUAAUUCGGAAAGAAAACUGCCAACGUACGACUAUUACAUUUCGUUAAUACCACAGUUUGGACAAGACCGUGGCAACAGUUUAUAUCCAGAGUUUGGGAAACCAUACAAUCUCGUCGUAUCUACGUCUAAAGCUCAUCAUUUCCGCGUACAUUCCUGUGUUGCUCAAUCUGAAGGCACUAGUGUUGAGGUAGGAUAAUAUGUAUCAUAAUAUUUUAAUACUACCUAAAGAAUUGAAACUAAUUUUGAAAAAUUAAAGGUAUUCUCAAAUAGCAGUAACAAAAAAUUAUGUAAAAUAAUCAGUAGCCUAACAAUUUUAAGGACUUUUUGAAACAAAAGAUUCACCGUUUUACAGAAGGUGCCCGACCUGCCCAGCUCUGAUUGACUUCGAACUUUUUAUAUAGGAUGAUUAUGUAAAUAUAAUUUCUGCAGCAAAGUACUAAAUUACUCUUUUCAGUCAAUCUCGAGAAAACCGAGAUUAAAAAAUUACUUUUUGAAUUUUCCGCCAAAUUGGCAUUGUGUUGCAAGCUUAUAACCUUGUCAUUUUUUGAAUUUUUAUCAUUAUUUUUUGAUACACUAGUAGAAAACCUUCAAAUGAACUUGUAAGUGUAGCUUGUCUGGAAAGUCGGGAAAAGAGCUUGAAACACAAUGCCAAAUUUUCUGAAUUGGCGGCAAAAUUGUUAAAUUUUAAAAGCAUUUUGGCGUAAAAAACAUUUUUUGACAUAAAUAAGGCCUUUUUAACAAUAACCGGCACGUUUUACUAAUUGUUAUGAUGUCAUAUAAUAAUUGCGUCAACUAACUGCCGUUUCCUUCCAGCUGAUCGCUUCGAAUGGCUGCACGUUGGAUCGAAAAUUAACUCAAGACUUUGUUUAUUCGGAAAACGAAGCUGAAGCGAGGAUUCACCGAAUGUUCAGGUUUCCGGAUUCCAGCGAGGUGGUGUUCAAAUGCUCGUUUGUCGAGUGUUCAGAUCGACAAAGCUGUAAAGUAAGUUUUAGGUAUUAAAAUAGAGUUUUUGAGUAUUUUGAUGUUAUUUUGGGUAUUUUAGGCUUUGAAAGAGUGCAUUAUUGAUUCAAAAUUCUUAUUUUUUGCUAUUUUUUUAAAAUUUUUUUUAUCUUAACGUUUUUUCCUAAAAUAUUAUAUUAUUUUAGCUAAACUAUAAAAUUAUAUUGUUUUAGCUAAUCAUUAUUAUGUUGUUUUAGCCAAACUGCGAAAUGAAGUUGGACGACCCAAUGAACGAAGACCCAGAGUUAGUCUCCAAGAUUCUUCGUGCCAAUUCCCCAGAUUCUUCAGAUGUCCAGCUCACCUGGCCUAAGGCAACAUCCCAAGCCAAGACUCGAGUUCGUGUUCUCGAAAGACGUGAACUCAUAACCGACCCGACACCGACACCUCUACCAGAAAGUGCCAGCAGCAUCACCGGUUGCCAUUGUGAUUUACCAUCUGAUCUUAUCAUACUAUACAAGCUGUGCAUUGCACUUUCGGUGUUCUUUGCUCUCGGAUGUUGUUGUAACAUUCUGUUUUGUUGUUUGAAUGCUCAAGGGAAAAGCGGCAAGAAGAAGAGGCCAGUUCCUAAAACAAUACCUCAGUCCUCAAUUAACAGUAAUCAAUAUUGGAUUAGUGAUACCGCCUCGAAACAUCGGGGAUUUGGUGAGCUUUUGGGCUUAUUAUGAGGUUUUGAAAAGGUUUUGGGCUUAUUAUAUUGUUAUAAAGAGCAGUUUAGAUCCAUAUAAGACUUUUAAGCAGAUUCUGAGAGUUUUAUGCGGUUACUUUCCUUGUUAAUCUUCAGUGUCAAUUUCCAACUUUUUAUGUUUUUCAGACGAAUUCCAAUCCCAAUUCUCAGAAGUACCUGUCAUAGAACAAUCAGUAGUUCAAAAACGAUCCUCCCUCAGCUCGUACGCUUCCCUUCGACCCAAAAGUGCGCGGACAGCGGCCGAAACUGGUGUCGAACUCAAUCCAAACGGUCUUCCAAAUGGCAUCUCAACUCUCACAAACUCUGGAUUUGAAAGCACAUUGAACCGAAACAAUCACUCGUCGUUCCACGAUGCUCCUCCAGCUUUCAGUUCAUCGUCUCGAGCCAGUAGCCAAUCUCCACGGGAUUUCGUCGAGGAUCAUCGGGAGUCUCCCAAGAAUCAUUUGACUCCGCCACAGUACCUCACGUUAACCAACUCACCGACGAAUCAGAAGGAGACUUACAGUAUUCUGUAG
Molecule: messenger RNA, 3381 nt
Organism: Bursaphelenchus okinawaensis
Lineage: Eukaryota; Metazoa; Nematoda; Chromadorea; Rhabditida; Aphelenchoididae
Source: the annotation of a GenBank genome assembly